AUGUAUUUGGACGGAAUCUGCUGGAAGGUGCUACUGUAUCCGUGGUUGGUGAAGCUGGCACACUGGAAAGGCAUAUGCUUUGACCACUUCAAGACGACCACGCCGUUUCCGUUCAUUACGUUGCCACCCAACUAUACGUUCCCAUCUUCCACGGUGUCCUCUCCGAUUCCUUUCACUCCCCUGACCAGCCCUAUGUUAACGUUCAGUACGGGUCCAUCAACGGGUCAAACAACUGUUACCUCAACCACAUUCCCAACGGCAUCACCAACGGUGUCUCUAACCUUUUCCUCCACGAUCAGCACCCAAACCGUUCCAAUUUCAACAAUAACAUCUACCACAACCCAGCUGCCUACUUUCACAGUACCCGGUGGUACUACUUUCCCAACGUCAACCGAUACAAACCCUACCCUCACGUCUACAUCCCUAUUUCCUACGGUUACGUUUACUAACCCUACUCAAGGACCCACUACCGGCACUAUUCCAGGUGCUAUCUUAACCUCUACCCUUAGCCCCAUUACUCCUUUGACAGGAAUAUCUCCCCUGCCCACAUUCCCAUCGUUCCUUACGACGAUUAAUCCUCCCCCACUAACUAGCACAAUUCCGACUACCAUUUCCUGUCCUAUCAUUCCCCAAACGUGUCCUCCGUCCCUGCUAACGUCCACUCCGUUCGGUGGGUCCAACCCAGUGCCCGGUAUAGAUCCAAGACAAGUCUUUAACGGGUGUCCGUGUAUCGAUCCGAGAUUUAUUCUAGCUACUACCGCAAGCGGUUGA
Molecule: messenger RNA, 771 nt
Organism: Anopheles coustani
Lineage: Eukaryota; Metazoa; Arthropoda; Insecta; Diptera; Culicidae
Product: hepatitis A virus cellular receptor 1-like
Exons: 1
Coding region: 1-771 (256 amino acids)
Source: RefSeq, a predicted model, not a curated record